Molecule: messenger RNA, 383 nt
Organism: Acanthoscelides obtectus
Lineage: Eukaryota; Metazoa; Arthropoda; Insecta; Coleoptera; Chrysomelidae
Source: the annotation of a GenBank genome assembly
GAGGUUCACAAGGGUUGAUGUCAGUUGGACUGCAUCAGCGCAUGAUUCCAGAAUAUGGAGAAAUUCACAGACAAGAUCACAAUAAAUAAAGCAAAUGUUGUAUUAGUUAUAAUUGAACGCUGUUUCGGCCAAAUAGAAAAGCCGGUUUCCUAUUCUACAGUAUUUUUGCCGCGUAAAGUUGGAAAAUGUGCAGAAAAUAAUUAUUGCUUGUAUUGUACUCCAUAAUGUUGCGAAGAACUUGAGCGAUCCUGACUUUGAGUUAGUUGAACAAGACCCAGAUGAAGAUGAAGGAAAUCAUGAGAAUGACGAACUUCCUCUCCGCCAACUAGGUCAACAAAUAAGAAGAAACUUGAGUAUUAUAAUAAAUAGUUUUACUGAUUAAA